Molecule: messenger RNA, 1714 nt
Organism: Rhopilema esculentum
Lineage: Eukaryota; Metazoa; Cnidaria; Scyphozoa; Rhizostomeae; Rhizostomatidae
Product: putative aminopeptidase NPEPL1
Biological process (GO): proteolysis
Cellular component (GO): cytoplasm
Molecular function (GO): metalloaminopeptidase activity; manganese ion binding
Source: RefSeq, a predicted model, not a curated record
AUUGCCUUCCUAAUUCGGUCAGGGGCUCUUGGUCAGGUGAGUUGAGAGCGUCCAGUUUCAAGUUCCACCAGAUUAUUUCUACGUAUUAUUCAAAAUGCCAUCUCCCGUAGAAAUAUCGUUUCUUUCUGGACUUCGGAAGCCUACAGCCAAUGCAAACUGUCUGAUUGUUGGUCAACUUGCAAAUCUGAAGCGCGUCAAGUUUGAUGAUAUUGCUUGUAAACUCGAGACAAAAGUGGAAAAACAGAAUUUUGAACAUGCAUUGAGGUCUUUGGUGCCAUCUCCAACAGACAGUGUACAGCUAAGUGGACGUAGCUUUGUAUUGUCUUCCCUACCCACCAAUGGGAGUAGACACAAUGCACCUAUGUUCCCACAUUCACUGACUCAGCUGAUUAGGAACUCAUUACAGCAUGGUGAAGAAGAAAAUGUUCUUAUAAUUUGUGAAAGACGUGAUUGCUUUGCACUGGCAAUGGCCAUACCUAGAGCAUAUCCUCUGUACAGCAGGAAAACAGCGAAGAAUCCAAAUAGAAUAGAACAACAGAGAAAGCUGACAAUAGAAUUUUUCUUUGUUGGUGAUGAUAAUGCCCCUUUAGACCAAAUUGAAGUAGAUUUUUUAAAUGCGGCAGCUGAUUCUGUAAGACUGGCUGCAAGAAUUGUUGAUGCCCCGUGCAGUGAUAUGAAUACACUUGCAUUCUUAGAGGAAGUGAAGGCUGUUGGAGCUGAACUGAGUAUUGAACCAAUGAUUAUCAAAGGAGAAGACCUGGAAAAACGAGGCUUUGGAGGUAUUUAUGGAGUUGGAAAGGCUGCCUUGUGUCCUCCUGCAUUGGCAGUUCUCAGUCACAAACCAGAAAAUGCUACCAAAAAUAUUGCCUGGGUCGGUAAAGGCAUCGUUUAUGAUACUGGUGGCUUGUCAAUUAAAGAUAAGGUUCAUAUGCCUGGAAUGAAGAGGGACUGCGGAGGAGCCGCUGGUGUUCUUGGCGCUUUCAAGGCAGCAGUCAAAGCGGGGUUUUCAGAAAAUCUUCAUUGCAUUGUUUGCCUAGCAGAAAAUGCUGUUGGUCCAAUGGCAACAAGACCAGACGAUAUCCACACAUUUUACUCGGGAAAAACUGUCGAGAUUAAUAACACAGACGCAGAAGGGCGACUUGUUCUUGCUGAUGGGGUUGCCUAUGCAUCUAAGGACUUAGGCUGUGACAUUAUUGUAGACAUGGCAACGUUGACUGGGGCUCAGGGCGUCUCAACAGGUCAUUACCAUGGAGCCAUUGUGACUAAUAAUGAACAAUAUGAGACAUCUUGUGUCCAGGCUGGAAGAUGGUCUGGUGAUCUGACGCAUCCGUUGCCAUUUUGUCCCGAAAUGCAUUUCUCUGAAUUUAAUAGUUCUGUUGCUGAUAUGAAGAAUUCAGUCAAGGAUCGUGGCAACGCCCAGAGUUCCUGUGCUGGUCUUUUUAUCUUUGCCCACCUGGGAUUUGAUUUUCCUGGUGUAUGGCUGCAUAUUGACAUGGCAAGCCCAGUUCAUCGGGGUGAACGGGCAACAGGAUAUGGUGUAGCAUUGCUGGCAACUUUGUUUGGAAAAUUUUCAAAGAGCAGACUGUUGCAAAGCAUCGCCCCUGAACUCUAGUAAAGAUUCUAAUUACUGUUAGCCCCUGUUAACUUAGACAUUUGCUAAAAAUAUUUUGUAAUGAUCAUAUUGCAAUUUAAAAUUUCCUCUGAGGAUUUUUGA